AACUAUUGUUUACUAUUAAUGACUACUAACGCAUUACAUAUGCAAAUAUCUCCUGGUUCAAACUUUGCAGAUGCCUUUUGGGACGACAAUUUUAAAGGUGUUGAUAUUAUAUUCAAUCGUCUAAAAAGGUCAAAGGAGACUUGUGAAGAAAUAAAACGACUAUAUGAGUCAAGAGCUCAAAUUGAACAAGAAUAUGGUGAAAGACUUUUAAAGCUUGCAGCAACAUCUAGAGUUGGAGAACAUGAAGAAGGCAGCUUUGCAGAGACACUAUCUCGUAUUCCUUCAACAUUGGAAACAACAGGUCGAGCCCAUAUUGACUUGGCUCAGCAACUGAGAGAUCAUCUUGAAAUACCGCUGGACGGGUUUCUUAAGGAACAACGAGAUAUACGCAAAUCGCAACACACGCAAAUUGAAAAUUUAAGACAAUUGAAAAAUUUACAUGAAGCCGAGGUUGCACGAGCAAGAGAAUACUAUUCUAAUGAAAGCAUAAAGUUGAUGUCACUCGAAAAGCAUUUUACAGUCGAAAUGGAAAAAGAGAUUGAGGAGCAAAGAAAAUUGGUGACUAUUGCUGAACAGGUGUAUAGAAGAGCAGUUGAUAACCUAAAUGCUGUGAACGAAAGAUGGAUUUGUGAUUGGAAGCAUAGUGCUGAUAUACAUCAAGAGAUGGAAGUCAAAAGAAUUACUUAUUUAAGAAGCACCCUUUGGACAUUUGCCAACAUGUUGACAAGUACAUUCAAUAUUGAUGAAGAAUGUUGUGAUAGAAUACGUGCUGCUUUAGAAAUCACCGAUGUUCAAAAGGACAUCACUGAUUUUGUUCAAUGCCACAGAACUGGAUCAAAGCUUCCAUCUCCUAUUCCUUAUGAAUCAUUUUAUAAACCCGUCAAGCGAGAACUCUAUUCACAACAACCAUCCAAGGAAUCACUCACUCACAGCGUUACUGUAUUAACAAACCCUGACGAGGAAUUAAAAUCAGUCGAUCAUCAGCUUCAGCAAUUAGAACAACUGCAGACGCCAAGACUUGAACCUGCAAAUGACCUGCCACUAACAGGUGCCACUGUAUCGACACAUAGUCAUGUCAGUAGUGCAAUGAAAGAAGUAGAGCAGAUGCUGAAUCAGACCAAUGAUAGCUCAAGCACCCAUCUUGAUAACUAUAACUUGGCCGUGCAUGAAUCAACCGAUAGAUUUUCAGCUGAUAUCUGCAAUGCAUUGGGAAUAAAAGAAACUCAGGACGCUACAUCAAAAAACGACACCGUAUCACCUUCACCAAGCCAAAGAUCAAAAGAAAACGGUAUAAAAUACAAACCUAUGCCAAACCCAAGCUUCACCAGCAUACAAUCAGAACACAUCGAGACUGAAGAAAGACCAGUGAGCGAGACACAAUCUGAAAGCAACAAACCUGAAAUUCAGCCUGAACCCAAAAAGGAAGAUGACGACGACGAUGAUAAGGAAAUAGAGGAAUACCAGAGUCGAAUGCCUAGACCUCCACCCAAAGACGAAAAAUGGGUUAUUUCUUCCAUUCGCAGACCACAGCAGGUGCCCAUCAAGACACCCAAUCAUGAAGAGAUUCCCAGAUCCAACACAGAAAAUCUUUCCCACCAAGCAUCACCAGCAGAAGAUAAGAAAGGACAUCAACCCAAGGUUCACAAACCUGUUGUCCCUCUUACCAUCGAAAUCCCAAACCCCGUUAAUCCUACCAAACUUCCUCAAUUGGCCGCACAUCAAGUCAUUGAAGACGCCAGACGUCACUCUCAAAUGUCUCCUGCCACCAUCGAGAUGAACCGCCAACAGAAUAGAGAUGACAACGGAGGUAUCCGUCCUGCACCAUGGCAGGAUAGUGGUAUCAUGCAUCCUGACGACAAGAAAGGCUAUAUGCCCAACAUGAAUGGACAGUACCCACCUCCUAAUGGAUACCACGCCUAUCAUCCACCUGAACAUAUCAAUAGUCAUCCUCGUGGCUCUUCUCUUGCCAUACUUCCCAACCAUCAAGAUUUCCUCCCUCCUCAGCAUGCGGCUUACCCAGAGGAAGAGGCCAAUAAGAAACGUUCAUCCAAAAGCAAGGCGGAAGCCACUGGCAAAUCAGGAAAGGAGUCAAAGGGAGCUGGAAGAUUUUCGCUCUUCUUUACGGGCAAUAAAAAGGACAAGAAAAAGGAAAAGGAAAACCAACAACAACAACAACAACAGAUUCAACCUUAUAUGCUAGAUCAUCAACAACGACCACAGAGUCAUUAUCAAACGCUAACAAAGGAACCUGUAGAAAAGGACGUGUUUUAUAAUCCUCCUGUUUCUGCGCCUAUGCCUCCUACAGCCAUCAAUGGUUCUCAUAAAUUUAUCUGCUAUGUGAAGGCACAGUGGCCAUUUGAAGCAACGAUUGAAGGUGAAAUGUCAUUUAGUCAAGAUGAAGUGUUGGGUAUUCUUCAUAAGCAAUCAGAUGGUUGGUGGCAAGCAGAACGUUUAACAGGUGAAGCGGCCGGACAGAGAGGACUUGUGCCUGGAAAUUACAUGGUUGAUGCUCCUCAUUAA
Molecule: messenger RNA, 2520 nt
Organism: Rhizopus microsporus ATCC 52813
Lineage: Eukaryota; Fungi; Mucoromycota; Mucoromycetes; Mucorales; Rhizopodaceae
Product: FCH-domain-containing protein
Exons: 11
Coding region: 19-2520 (833 amino acids)
Biological process (GO): cytoskeleton organization
Cellular component (GO): plasma membrane; cell division site; cytoplasm
Molecular function (GO): protein binding
Source: RefSeq, a predicted model, not a curated record